ACACAGAGGACAGGACCCGGGUCACUUCCUGCGGUGACGUCACAGGUCCCCGGACAUUCCACGGUCUCCCGGAGACCAAGCUGAGGGUCUUAGGGGAAGGUCUUCCUCCUUGGCUGGAGGGAACAUGGCAGGGAGCAGAGGAGUGACCCUGUUCGUCCUGCUGCUGUCCUGCUGGCGAGAAGCCAGGCUCCAACCCAUCAACAUGACUUCAGGUCCCAUCACUGAAAUGCCACCCCGUUCACAAAGUCAGGAGGAUAUACAUCGAGUGUUUGAUGAAAUUCUAGUCCAAGAGAUGUUGGACCCAAAUAAAUCAUCAAUGGCUGGAAAGCAAAGGACACCAUCAACAUUACCAACAAAACCGUUCACGGAAAAAAAUCCCAUCCUGGACGAGAAUUUCCAAGUUGGUGCUCCUCAGAGUUACCAUGGACUCUCCGAUAACCCACAGUUGUCUCUUGGCAGUGAAGACAAAAUUUUCAAUAAUGAACCCAGCAUUGAUGAGAGUUAUCAGAUCGGCGGUCCUGAGGGUUUUGGCGAGUCCCAGUUUUCUGGCGGAAAGAAGAAUUUACAAAACGAGCAAUAUAAAAAACUGUCAAUUCUGGACAAAAUCCUUCAAAACUUUGGGAAAACUUCAGGGAACUCUCUCCAGUGAGCGGACGAGGAGGGCGAGGCUCUGAAGGGCUGCAGAGGGCGGUCAGCGCGGCUGUCUGCCCCGAGGGGCCCCCUCCACAGCACAUCCAGACUCCAUGAGACCCCACAGCCCCUCAGGAAUAAAGAGUAUAUAUGUGCACAUGUUGUUAACCA
Messenger RNA from Lutra lutra (Eurasian river otter), 801 nucleotides. Its product is annotated as sperm acrosome-associated protein 7-like. The record is from RefSeq and is a predicted model, not a curated record. Bases 125 to 649 code for a protein of 174 amino acids. The transcript has 7 exons. Gene Ontology annotation, cellular component: acrosomal vesicle. Lineage: Eukaryota; Metazoa; Chordata; Mammalia; Carnivora; Mustelidae.